This is a messenger RNA of Alnus glutinosa, 981 nucleotides long. RefSeq lists its product as uncharacterized. The transcript has 2 exons. Lineage: Eukaryota; Viridiplantae; Streptophyta; Magnoliopsida; Fagales; Betulaceae. Bases 1 to 981 code for a protein of 326 amino acids. The record is from RefSeq and is a predicted model, not a curated record.
AUGGCUGCUCUCCAACUCAGACCCAAACACAGAACCCUCCACAACCCUUCUCUCGUCAACCUCUUCUCAACCUCCCAAACCCCUCCUGAACCCACCCCCGCCGACCAGGCCCCGUCCUCCACCUCACCCCACCCUGCCCAAUCCCAAUCCCAAUCUCAAUCCUCCAUUUCCUCCUCUUUCUCUGACGUCAAAGCCAUCCUCAAACACCAGCAACAAGAAGGACCACGAAGACCCACGAACCCUUCAAACCCUCUGAACCCAUCUCUCUCCAAGCCUUCUAUAGUCGCUUCCCUCGAAGAAAUCCGCAAGAACCUCUCCAAGUUGCGCCUCCGAUCCUCGGUGCCUUCCCCCACCGAACCCAACUCUGCGUCUUCAACCUCAUCAUCAUCACAGCACAUCUCGUUUCAAGAGCUUUCCAAACGGAAUGCGACUGCGAAAGCCGACGAGAACGGCGCCAAUGCCGAAUCAGGCCCCGGAAAACUCGGCGGCAGGCUCCAGUUGGAAGCGAUUCGCGAGAAUCUGCGGCAGAUGCUGUCAUCGUCCCCGCCCGGGGCGGCGCAGAAUGAGAGGAGGAGUGCGGACCCGAUGUCAUUAUCGGAAUAUAAGAACAGUUUGAAGUUGAAGCCGUCGCCGGAGUCGGGUCCAGUGAUCGGUGGGAACGGUAUGCUGCCGGCAUCUGUGUUCGGGAAGGAGACGGAGAGGAAGGGAACGGAGGGGGAGACAACGGCGAUGAAGACGGAGUUUGUGAAGAUGUAUAGCUAUAACGAGUUGGGGAAGAAGGAAGAGGAGGCGCCGUUUUCGGCUGGGGAGUUCAAUGAGAGGCUGAUAAAGCUGAGGGAGAUGGAGGAGAAGGAGACCGAGUCGAGGAUCGGCCGGGUUUGGGUUAAAGAUUUGAAGGAGACUGUUGGUACAGUUUCCGGGUUUUCUCCCUGUCUCUUGGAAUGGCUAACUCCUAAAAAACCUGCAAAAACCGAGGGUUAA